Ogataea philodendri is the source of this 699-nucleotide messenger RNA. RefSeq lists its product as uncharacterized. The record is from RefSeq and is a predicted model, not a curated record. The transcript is spliced from 2 exons. Bases 1 to 699 code for a protein of 232 amino acids. NCBI's taxonomy places the organism in Eukaryota, Fungi, Ascomycota, Pichiomycetes, Pichiales, Pichiaceae.
AUGGCAGCUUUGGACGAUUGCACGAAUCCCUUGGGCAGAUUUAAAAACCGGCUUUUGGUCUUCGCCUGGUCUCCCAUGCUGAACCCAAGCGCGCGGUGGUGGAACUGCGUAAGUUUGUCGAGACUGGCGCUUGUUUCUGCCAGAGCAUCAAACGACUCAUCUGCCACUUCAAUCAAAUCCUCUGUCUCAUACGCGUCCUGUAACAGCGUCUCUUCCUGGAUGUUGAAACUGACAAGCUGGUUUUGCAACUCGUUCAAAUUGGCCUCGAUCUCCUCCUCCGGAGAGUCGUGUUUGUCUGCACGCUCUUUGGCAAUUAUGGAAACCAGUUUGGUCUUGGUGACGAUGUUGUUGAACAUUGUAGAAAGCUGUUCCUGCUCGGUUUUGUCGUCCAGUAGCAGUUUCCGCGAGGAUUUGAUUAUGUCCAAGACUUCCUUGAUUCCAGCCACCGAUUUCGCCAUAAUGCCCUUCACACGGCCCUCGGCAAUGCCCUCAAGGAUCGCCAACACGUUUCCCGGCUCGUUGUGGGCGCGUUGCUCCAUAAACAAGUCUUCAAUAAUUUGCAUCGAUUUCGGCCCAAGUCCAGCAACAUGGAACUCCAAACACCGACUGUACCCCAACCAGUCCAUGUCAGAGGCAACGGCACGCAUGAAGUUCAUCAUUAAACGGAUCUCCUUGUUCUCCCAGAAAGAUCUGCCGUGA